Messenger RNA from Perca fluviatilis (European perch), 951 nucleotides. RefSeq lists its product as uncharacterized. Lineage: Eukaryota; Metazoa; Chordata; Actinopteri; Perciformes; Percidae. Bases 253 to 951 code for a protein of 232 amino acids. Gene Ontology annotation, cellular component: nucleus. Gene Ontology annotation, molecular function: DNA binding. The transcript has 2 exons. The record is from RefSeq and is a predicted model, not a curated record.
AAUGUUUAUAAUUAAAUUUCAGGUACCACAACGGUCCAGGAGCCAGGUAAAAUUAUCGCCACCAAGGGGAAGCGCCAGGUCGGUGCAGUGACCUCUGGGGAAAGGGGGACAUUGGUCACCAUUGCCCUUGCUGUUAAUGCACAAGGCAGUUGCAUUCCCCCGUAUUUCAUCUUUCCCAGGAAGAAGUUCCAGGACCACUUUGUGAGGAAUGGUCCCAUCGGCUCUACUGGUUCUGCUAAUAGUUCAGGUUGGAUGCAUGAUGUUGACUUUCUUUCCUUUCUUCAGCACUUCGCCAGACACACCCGUGUAAACCUGGAGUCGAAGGUGCUGCUCCUCCUUGACAAUCACUGGUCACACCUUUCUGUGGCAGCAAUUGACUUUUGUCGGUCAAACGGCAUAGUCCUCCUAUCUUUCCCACCCCACUGCUCACAUCGUCUCCAGCCGCUCGACAGGAGUGUGUUCGGUCCACUAAAGCGAUAUGUUAACGCCGCAGCAGAUCACUGGAUGAGAACACACCCUGGAAAAACGUUGACCAUAUACGACAUCCCAAUCCUAGUGGCCACAGCUCUGCCACGUGCAGCUACACCCAGCAACAUCACAUCUGGCUUUGUGUGCACUGGCAUCUGUCCUUUCAACCCAGAUAUUUUUGAGGAGCAAGACUUUUCACCUGCAUAUGUCACUGACCGCCCAGUUCCAUGUGUAGGCCUACCAUGUGCUCCCACACCACAUUCUGACACAAACCCAUACAGCCAGAGCCUAUUUGAGGGAGGACGGCUGCCAGAGUAUCCUGCUGGUUCAACCAGGGAUACCAUCCCUGACCACCCAACUGUCAGUUCAGCUGUCCCUCCUGAAGAAAGGGGAAGUCCAUGUCUGUUCAUUCCAGAAGCUGUACGUCCCUUCCCCAAGGCUGGUCUGAGAAAGGACACAAAACGGAGAGGCAAAAGGAGGUGA